GGGAUAUUUAAAGUUGAUGCGUCAUUGAUUCCUGAAGCUAUUGUGGACGGCAUAAAAGGAUGGCUUUUUUGAUCAUGAAUAGCAUCGAGGGGUUGGUAUUUGCUUAUAGAUAUUCGUCGUGUAUAAUUAUUUUGAAAAGACCGUUAAAAAAAGCAGCAUCCGUCAAGGAGACGGCUGCGGAAAUAGGCGCAUCCGCCACGUCCGGCAUUGAAAAGACCAAAGCCACCAUGCAAGAAAAGGGUGAGAGAAUGACUGCACAUGACCCGACUCGAAAGGAGAUGGCAACGAAGAAAAAGGAGGCUAUAAUAAAUCAAGCAUAGUAUGAGAAACAGGUGGCAAGCAAGCAAAAUGCCACGCAGAGACUGGUGACUGAAGCCGUUGAGACGCACUCCUACUUUGCCACCAGAGCCACUGCCCACUGGCAAUCCUAUGGGGAGCCACCAGAUGUCAUCCUUGCUGGGACAUGGAACCGAAGCGCCUGUUGGUAGUGUUGUGGAAGGAGUUGUUGGGUCUCACCCAAUUGGAAGGGACAUGGGCACCGAUACCACUCUGGCUGGGCAUAACACGAAAACUGGUGGUGGAGGUGCUGGUGGAUAUAGCUCUAAGGGAGUGUAGCAUUGAUUUAAUUCAAGUUUGAUGUAAAUCUUUUCGUUUGCCAUCUAUGUGGUUAAAUAAUUAAAUUAAUAAGAACUUAAGAGUAGUGUGACAUUGUUUA
Molecule: messenger RNA, 715 nt
Organism: Helianthus annuus (common sunflower)
Lineage: Eukaryota; Viridiplantae; Streptophyta; Magnoliopsida; Asterales; Asteraceae
Product: 18 kDa seed maturation protein-like
Exons: 3
Coding region: 60-320 (86 amino acids)
Biological process (GO): embryo development ending in seed dormancy
Source: RefSeq, a predicted model, not a curated record